AUGGUCGCGCCGCCUGGAUGUUGCGAGAUCUGCCAGAUCGCCGAGGUGAUGGCCGACCCCGCGCUUCAGAGUCGGUCCGUGAGGAUCACCGGACGACUGGAACUGUACGACGCGCAGCAAAAGGUAGCGACACUUUCGUUCCAGAACGUGUCGAUGACUGUGGAGACCCAGCGACUGUCGCUCGAGCACUUGCGGCUGCAACUCGGUGCCAUGUACCAGUUCCUUGGCGAGACGUAUACCAAGACUGAGCCAACAACGGAAGUGCGACUGGUGGCACGAGUCGCGCGGAAUGUCGACAGCUUGGACAUGGACCUCUUCCUUGCAGCACUGGCCAUGCGACGACAGUUUUUGGCUGCGUACGCUUGA
Messenger RNA from Hyaloperonospora brassicae, 366 nucleotides. The record is from the annotation of a GenBank genome assembly. Lineage: Eukaryota; Oomycota; Peronosporomycetes; Peronosporales; Peronosporaceae.